Molecule: messenger RNA, 2572 nt
Organism: Pantherophis guttatus
Lineage: Eukaryota; Metazoa; Chordata; Lepidosauria; Squamata; Colubridae
Gene: SHF
Product: Src homology 2 domain containing F
Molecular function (GO): phosphotyrosine residue binding
Source: RefSeq, a predicted model, not a curated record
CUCCGCAUCAUGGCUCGCUGGCUCCGCGACCGCCUCCUCUUCCGCAGCGCCAAGCCGGAGCCCCCGCAGCCGGAUUACGCGGCGGGUCCCGAACAGCCCGACCUGCUGGCCGCCUACCGCCUGCAACGCGAGCGCGACUUCGAGGAUCCUUACGGCGGGGGCUCCGCCACCCCUCCGGCCGCCCCCCGACGCUGCCGAUCCCCUCGCCGGAGGCUCAUCCGGGUGGAAGCAGAGAGGGGGGCGCGGGGGGCGCCCCCCGCCCUCGGGAUGGGGGAAUCGCCGGACCAGAAGGAGAACAAGAUGACCGUUCUGCAAGACUAUUCAGAGCCCUUCGACACAAGGCCAGAAACUCACAGUCAGAUGCAGGAGCAGCAAAGGGACAACGAUGAAGGCUACAUGGAACCCUUCGAAGCUCAGAAGCUCCUGGCUGAGGUUCAGAAGGAUGGAGCCCAGGAAGAACUUGCCACUCAGAAACCUCUGCACUUGUACGACACUCCCUACGAAGCCCCUGAGAAUGAAUCCGGCCCAGAGGACCAGGCUUCUUCUCAGCCGGCUGUCUCCUGCCGCUACUCGUGGUUGCCAGAAGAUGAUGAGAGGCCUCCAGAGGAGUAUGACCAGCCGUGGGAGUGGAAGAAGGAACGGAUCUCCAGAGUCUUUGCUGUGGAGAUUGAAGGGAUCAAAGACUUGCCGUGGCCUCCUCCGGUUGGACAGCUUGAUGGUUCAACUAACCACGUGGAAGCCGAGAAACACCUCCUUCUCCAAAGCACCUGCUCCAGAGAUGCUCCCCCGGGCCUCCAGAAUGCUAGUACCAGCACUCCGGACUCUUCUGCUUUGUCCUGUCCUCUGGAAAUCAAUAGUGCAGCCACGGUGAGAAACCACGUGCCCGUGUCCAUAGAGGGAAAGAGCACCCCCUGCUGGUUGAGCCCAGAGGAUGGGGCAGCUUUUGGCGAAUAUGUCAAUCCUGCACUGCCACUGGAGAGCCAAGCGUGGUAUCAUGGGACCUUGAGUCGGGUGGAUGCUGAGAGCCUUCUCCGACUUUGCCGGGAAGCCAGUUACCUGGUUCGGAACAGUGAAAGUAGCCACGAUGCCUUUUCCCUCUCCCUCAAGAGCAGCCAAGGGUUCCUUCACAUGAAACUCUUGCAGACAGAAGACAAUAAGUUUGUCCUGGGCCAGCACAGCCCUCCCUUCAACAACAUCCCAGAAGUUAUCCACCACUACGCCAGCCACAAGCUGCCCAUCCAGGGGGCAGAACACAUGUCCUUGCUCUACCCGGUCUCUACUCAGCCCUCCAGCUGCCUGGCCGCAGAGCAGUGACUUGCACGGAAGGGCUCAAAAGCCACGGGUUGGAGGUGUGCAUAAAAAUCCCAGGUUGGGUGGGACCAUUUGUGGUCCACAAGCUCUUGUUGCACGGAGCAGGCAGGAAGCACCUGAGGUUGGAAACCGUUCAUUGGUGGUCUGCAGAUCCAAGAAUGGUUGUAUCUUAUGCUUCGUAGUUGCCAAUACAGCCACACCUUGCAUGUUGGACUCCAAAGCAUUCUUGAAGGGUGCCAGGUCAUCCUUCUCCAUGUAAGGAGUGGUCAGUUCUGAGAUGGACCUUGUGAGCGUCAUCAGAUCCAGACUUUUGCGCCGAUGUCCCUGCAUCUACCCCCUCGCCUCCCAAAUCCUGAAUUCCAUCAGUGCUCAUCCAUUCCUACCUCUUGGGUAUCUCUCUUCUAAUUCUUCAUGGCUGCCUCUGCAAUGGAGGCCUUGCAGAUCCAAUGUUUGUAGGACCUAAUAUUGUGUCCAUCAACAUUUUUUGGUGGCAGCUUGAAUAUUUGAUGACAUCAAGAGAAGAGCUAAUGCCUGAACUGCCCCUUUAUUUCAUCCCUGACUUUGGAAAUGUCAUUCCUUCACCGAGUCAUUUAUACAUCUAUGCCACUCUUUAGAUCACGGUCUAUGGUAACUUGCUAGCCAGCCAAGAAGCCCUGAUCAACAUAACUAGGUUUAAUGAGCUAUGAGAUUAAUUUUGGUGGGUUCCAUCCCAUGAUCGAACGGGGGGGGGGAGGUGUCUCCAUUUUUACAGAUAGAGAAGGCUGUUUUAAUUUCUCAACUAAGAGAACAGAUUUCUCUUAGAUGUUUUACCCGAUUCUCGGUACUGAUGGAUUUCUGCUGUUGCUAAUUGGAGAGCAGAUGCAUUGAGAAGAUUGCUAUCUGGAUUGAUGGCUAAUAGACUGGAAAGCUAGACAAAAACAGAGCCCAUAUUUCAGUGCCAGACUGGAUGUUUGGUGCGCAAAGGUUGCAGAUCUAAUUCCCAGGAACUUCCACUAAAAAAAAGAACCAAGUUAUACUAUGAUGUGGAAAACUCCUGCCGGAGUGUUGGAGAGCUACUACUGGUUGCAUCAACAGUGUGGGCUAGAUGGACGAAGAAGCUGGCCUGGAAGCAGAUGGCUUGUUAUGGAGAGUCUUUGCAUGUGGCUAGAAGCAGUUCAGUAUUAUGAAUUUAUCCAGGAUGCAUUGUGAAAUCCUUCUUUGGUAAGAGUUGUCUUUUGUUGGUUCCUUCAAGCAAAUAAUAAAAAAUCAAAAUAGCAUAUAA